AUGGAAUCUGGACAGUUAUCAAAUGUUGAACCUAAAAAGUCUGCUUUAGAAGAAAGGGCUGAAGUGCAAAGCAGAAUCGCAGACUCAAUAUCAGAAUUCAAAAGCACUUUGGAAAGCAUGAAAAAAUGCAGAGCUGAAAGCCAAGAAGAAAAGCAAAGGAAAUUAGAAGAAAAGAAAAAGCAAAAAAGAACACAAAAACUUUUUGCCACGAAAAUUGAUGGCUUGAAGAAAAAGAAAGAUUUUCUGGGAACUGUAGCAUCACAGUAAGGAUAAAUUAGGGAAAUAUUUUCAAAGACAACGUUUUUGGAGCAUGGACCGCUAUUUACAGCACAUGAAAAAGAUAUGAUUACUUCGCCUGUAAAAAUUUGGGAAAAAGGACAUACAUGGGUUCCUACUGAUGAUGUAAGCUAAUAUGUAGCGGCAUGUAUAUUUUGAAACAACUUUAAGGGCAAAAGAAGGAAAAUAG
This is a messenger RNA of Blepharisma stoltei, 466 nucleotides long. Lineage: Eukaryota; Ciliophora; Heterotrichea; Heterotrichida; Blepharismidae. The record is from the annotation of a GenBank genome assembly.